CUCUUCCGCCGCAAGUCCCUCCCCAAGCCUGCAGAGUGCGCUGCGUUUCGAUGAGCCGGGACGUGGCGCCGCUCUAGCCAGCGUCUGGGCUCUGUGGCUGGCGCCGCAGCUCCGCGUCCCCCGCGCCUCCUCCCAGCGCAGGUGGGUCCGCCCGCGGGGGGCGGGGGUGCCCGGGAGCCGUGGGACGGGCGGGUAGCGGCAACCUUUGGGGAGCAGAGUGGUCCCCAACGCCCAGGUGCCCCGGCUCGCGCUCUGGCCCGGGCGAAUCAGGCUAUAGGAAGGGCCACACGGAUGGAAGUCCUAGUCCGGGUGCUCGCCUCUUGUGGAACGUGCAAAGCCUGCCCCAGGACCUCUUUACACUCUGGGGGUCUCUGCCCAGGCACGCUUGCUGCUUCCGGACACAGCUGUGGGCGGAGCUAGUAGGGGCGGGGCUACGUGAUUGACACUUCUCUCCUCAGACUUCAAGGGCUACCACUGGACCCUUCCCCUGUCUUGAACCCUGAGCCGGCACCAUGCACGGACGCCUGAAGGUGAAGACGUCAGAAGAGCAGGCGGAGGCCAAAAGGCUAGAACGAGAGCAGAAGCUGAAGCUAUACCAGUCAGCCACCCAGGCCGUAUUCCAGAAGCGCCAGGCUGGUGAGCUGGAUGAGUCCGUGCUGGAACUGACAAGCCAGAUUCUGGGAGCCAACCCUGAUUUUGCCACCCUCUGGAACUGCCGACGAGAGGUGCUCCAGCAGCUGGAGACUCAGAAGUCUCCUGAAGAGUUGGCUGCUCUGGUGAAGGCAGAACUGGGCUUCCUGGAGAGCUGCCUGCGGGUGAACCCCAAGUCUUAUGGUACCUGGCACCACCGAUGCUGGCUGCUAGGCCGCCUGCCUGAGCCCAACUGGACCCGAGAGCUGGAGCUCUGUGCCCGUUUCCUGGAGGUGGAUGAGCGGAACUUUCACUGCUGGGACUAUCGGCGGUUUGUGGCCACACAGGCAGCCGUGCCCCCUGCAGAAGAGCUAGCCUUCACUGACAGCCUCAUCACCCGAAACUUCUCCAACUACUCUUCUUGGCAUUACCGCUCCUGUCUCUUGCCCCAGCUGCACCCCCAGCCGGAUUCUGGACCACAGGGGCGCCUCCCUGAGGAUGUGCUGCUCAAAGAGCUGGAGCUGGUGCAGAAUGCCUUCUUCACUGACCCCAAUGACCAGAGUGCCUGGUUUUAUCACCGUUGGCUCCUAGGCCGAGCUGACCCCCAGGAUGCACUGCGCUGCCUGCAUGUGAGCCGGGACGAGGCCUGUCUGACUGUCUCCUUCUCUCGGCCGCUCCUAGUGGGCUCCAGCACGGAGAUCUUGCUGCUCAUGGUUGAUGAUUCUCCCCUGAUUGUGGAGUGGAGGACCCCAGAUGGCAGGAACCGGCCCAGCCAUGUCUGGCUCUGUGACCUGCCUGCUGCCUCCCUCAACGACCAGUUGCCCCAACAUACAUUUCGCGUCAUUUGGACAGCAGGCGAUGUCCAGAAAGAAUGCGUGCUUUUAAAAGGCCGCCAGGAGGGCUGGUGCCGGGACUCCACGACGGACGAGCAGCUAUUCAGGUGUGAGCUGUCAGUGGAGAAGUCCACAGUGCUGCAGUCUGAGCUGGAAUCCUGUAAGGAGCUGCAGGAGCUGGAGCCUGAGAAUAAAUGGUGCCUGCUUACCAUCAUCCUGCUGAUGCGGGCACUGGACCCCCUGCUGUAUGAGAAGGAGACCCUGCAGUACUUCCAGACCCUCAAGGCCGUGGACCCCAUGCGGGCAGCGUAUCUGGAUGACCUGCGCAGCAAGUUCUUGCUGGAGAAUAGUGUGCUCAAGAUGGAGUAUGCCGAGGUGCGUGUGCUGCACCUGGCUCACAAGGAUCUGACAGUGCUCUGCCAUCUGGAACAGCUGCUCUUGGUCACCCAUCUUGACUUGUCACACAAUCGUCUCCGAACCCUGCCACCUGCACUGGCUGCCCUGCGCUGCCUUGAGGUGCUGCAGGCCAGUGAUAAUGCCAUAGAGUCCCUGGACGGCAUCACCAACCUACCCCGGCUGCAGGAGCUGCUACUGUGCAACAACCGCCUCCAGCAACCUGCAGUGCUCCAGCCUCUUGCCUCCUGCCCCAGGCUGGUCCUCCUCAACCUGCAGGGUAACCCGCUGUGCCAAGCGGUGGGCAUCUUGGAGCAACUGGCUGAACUGCUGCCUUCAGUUAGCAGCGUCCUCACCUAAGAGGCCCUGCCCGCUACCCUUGCCCUUUAACUUAUUGGGACUGAAUAAAGAAUGGAGAAGCCCUCUCAGGCUACCAA
Molecule: messenger RNA, 2293 nt
Organism: Gorilla gorilla gorilla (western lowland gorilla)
Lineage: Eukaryota; Metazoa; Chordata; Mammalia; Primates; Hominidae
Gene: RABGGTA
Product: Rab geranylgeranyltransferase subunit alpha
Exons: 16
Coding region: 513-2216 (567 amino acids)
Biological process (GO): protein geranylgeranylation
Cellular component (GO): cytoplasm; Rab-protein geranylgeranyltransferase complex
Molecular function (GO): protein binding; Rab geranylgeranyltransferase activity; zinc ion binding
Source: RefSeq, a predicted model, not a curated record